Messenger RNA from Lobosporangium transversale, 1204 nucleotides. Its product is annotated as kinase-like domain-containing protein. The transcript has 8 exons. NCBI's taxonomy places the organism in Eukaryota, Fungi, Mortierellomycota, Mortierellomycetes, Mortierellales, Mortierellaceae. Gene Ontology annotation, biological process: protein phosphorylation; positive regulation of transcription by RNA polymerase II. Gene Ontology annotation, cellular component: cytoplasm; transcription factor TFIIH holo complex; nucleus. The record is from RefSeq and is a predicted model, not a curated record. Gene Ontology annotation, molecular function: RNA polymerase II CTD heptapeptide repeat kinase activity; cyclin-dependent protein serine/threonine kinase activity; ATP binding. Bases 19 to 1083 code for a protein of 354 amino acids.
CACGCCUUCUCUUCCGCAAUGGCAUCCAUCAGAAAUCACGCAGAACAACAUAAUGCAGACAUCUACAGGGACUACAAGAAAGAUAAGAAGGUUGGAGAGGGUGCUUAUGCCGUUGUAUAUGUUGGGCGACAACUAUCAACAAAGAAGGUAGUAGCUAUCAAAAAGAUCAAGAUUGGUCAGUUUAAAGAUGGGCUUGAUAUGAGUGCUAUUCGUGAGGUCAAGACCUUACAGGAACUGCGGCAUCCAAAUGUGAUUGAGCUGAUGGAAGUUUACUUUCACAAGACAAAUCUCAACCUUGUCCUUGAAUUCUUGGAAUCUGAUCUGGAGAUGAUCAUCAAAGAUAAAAGCAUCGUGUUCAUGCCGGGAGAUGUUAAGCACUGGAUGCUCAUGACUCUCCGUGGCCUUGACCACUGUCACAGAAAUUGGAUCCUUCAUAGGGAUAUGAAACCAAACAACUUGCUUUUGGGGCGAGAUGGACAGCUCAAACUUGCAGAUUUUGGUUUAGCUCGAGACUUUGGAGAUCGCAAUCGGCAAUUAACCGCACAAGUUGUCACCAGAUGGUAUCGAGCGCCAGAGCUACUUUUCGGUGCUAGGGAAUACGGAUACGGUGUAGAUAUUUGGGCUAUUGGGUGCAUUUUUGCUGAACUUUUGCUUCGAAACCCAUACUUACCUGGUAAUACCGAUAUGGAUCAGCUGGAUACGAUGUUCAGGGCAUUGGGAACUCCUACAGAAGCAGAUUGGCCUGGAAUGGAGUCCUUACCUAACUACAUUAAGUUUAAACAAUAUCCAAAAACGCCUCUUAGGCUUUUAUUCACAGCGGCAGGAGCGGAUACACUUGAACUCUUAGAAAGCAUGUUAAUUUAUGAUCCUAACCGCCGUAUAUCAGCACGAGAAGCACUGCUUCAUCCUUACUUCUUCAACAAGCCAAGGCCAACACCCUUGGAAAAUUUACCCAAACAUGUACGUGAGACCCCAGAAGCAGCUAAACUCAAGCGAAAAGCAGAAGCUCUCGACGCAUAUGAUUUAACAUCAGAAGAUGGCAAGAGACUCGCUCGCCGGCUUGAUUUUACAGGCAUGUCAUAGGUUAGUUGUCAUAGAACUGCCUUUAAAUAACAAAUGCCUUUAAAUAACAAAUGCCUCUAAAUUGCCGUGGUGAGUUUUUGUGUGGCUGAACGCGUGGCGGAGCGUUGAUUCCAAAAUGAAG